Molecule: messenger RNA, 1751 nt
Organism: Oncorhynchus mykiss (rainbow trout)
Lineage: Eukaryota; Metazoa; Chordata; Actinopteri; Salmoniformes; Salmonidae
Source: RefSeq, a predicted model, not a curated record
CUCAGCUGUGGAGCUGGGUAAACAAACUGGGAGGACUGAACACAGGCAGCAGCAGGGAGUUUUCAGGCUUUGGGUGGACAUUUGAUGUAGUUUCUAUUCAUUUUAUACCAUUUGUAACUGUUUUUCCUGAAUACUUUGCCACACUCGUUUUUCGAUUUUUGAAACGGCUGAAAACCUGAAUCACUAGGCUGCUAGCUACCUGCGUUGCAUAUUAAAACUGGGCAGAUAUUUUUCGACAGGGCUUUUAAUUACAGAGCCAGCAAACUAAACAGCUAACGAGACGAAGACAUUCAUGAAGUAACGUUUUGUGUUAUACUCAACGAGGAACAAUUAUUCCGAUUUUGGAUCUUGAACCGCAAUAGUACCUGUCUUUGAAAUAGUAUCACAAGUUGUAUAAAGGUUUCGCUAACGUUCGCUAGCUCCAGCAGAAUGACGGCAGUGCAGUUGAUGAACAUCCAGAGGUUAUUGGAAGCGGCAGAAUAUCUUGAUAGAAGGGAGAAAGAGUGUGAACACGGAUAUGCAUCGACGUUUCCGUCGUCAAUUCAGAACACGAACUACCAGAGGCAAAAUAAAUGUCGAAACAAGAAGUUCCACAAUAACCAUAACAGGUCUACACAUAAUGAGUUGGAGAAGAACAGGAGAGCCCAUCUGCGUCUGUGUUUGGAGAGGUUGAAGGCCCUCAUCCCUUUGGGAAAAGACUGUAACCGCCACACUACCCUGGGGCUGCUCAACAAAGCCAAAUCACAUAUUAAGAAACUUGAAGAGGCGGACCGUAAGAGCCGUAACCAGCUGGACAGUCUGGAGAGGGAGCAGAGGCACCUCCAGCGCCAGUUGGACCUGCUGCAGGGGGGCACCGGGGCCGGGGUAGGAGGCACUGGGCCGGGGGAGGGAGAAAGGAUACGCAUGGACAGCGUGGGCUCCACCCUCUGCUCCUCCGAGCACUCGGACUCAGACCAAGAGGAGAUUGAGGUGGACGUGGAGUCUACAGAGUUCUCGGAGCACGGGGAACUGGACUCGGUUUCUACGGCCUCCACCAGCGAUCUAGACGACCACAGCAGCCUUCAGAGUCUAGCCAGCGACGAGGGCUACUCCAGCUGCAGCAUCCUCAAACUCUCCUCAGCCUUCUCCGGAUCCUCCUCAUAGGAGAUGGCUGUUGGGUGUAGACUCCUCCCCCCCGGCUCCAAUCUGCAACCUCGGGGGGCUAAAUCAACAUCCAAAGACCAACCACCUGAACCUGUCCAGCGACGAAGGUUACGAGGGCAGACGUUAAUCCAGCGUCCUCGUCAAACUCAGCGCCUUCUCUGACUGGCCGAUUAGAGUUGUCUCCAAUCCCAGCUCCAACCUGCAAAAAACCUUGGCCUCCCACCUCCAUCCACCACCCCUGUUGUGUGUCGUCAUGUCACCCAUCUACAUGUAUCAUCGCCGACUACACCAUCGCCAUGGCAUCCCUCAAGUGGCGCCCUGACAUCCUUCUAACUUCCUGUCUGUAACCCCUCGCCAUCGCACCAUCCGUCGCUCUGCUCCAACUCGCUGCUGAUCCUCAACCCCCAGUCCCCCCCCCCCCCCCCCCCCCUCCGUCCCAAGCAGAAGGUCCAACCCCCCGUAUCGUCCCGAUAACGGGUACAUGAAGAACAGAGAUCGAUCCAAACACAGAACCAACCUUUAUUUUGAGAAUCUGAAUAAGAGCAAUGGUUAGAGAUUAGAUUUUGACUUGGGUGGUUUUAUGAAUGAUUGAAACUGAAGAUGAAAAA